GUAUUACAACGAAAAUUCGAAGAGUUCUUAAAAGAACUUGGAAACCAUCAUUAUCGCAUAACCGAGGUGAAUCAGGCAGCCGACAAGCUCAUAGAGGAGGGUCAUACAGAACACGAAACUAUCUAUAAGAAGAAGGAUGAAGUCAAUGAUGCUUGGCAUCGUCUUAACACACUCGCUGCAACGAGACGUGAGGGACUGUUUGGUGCGCAUCAAGUUCAACGUUUCAAUCGUGACAUCGAUGAAACUUUGGCGUGGAUCGGUGAGAAGGAUGCGACUCUAUCAUCAGAUGAUUAUGGUCGUGAUCUGAAUAAUGUUCAAGCUUUACAACGCAAACAUGAAGGAACUGAACGCGAUUUAGCCGCCUUAGAUGCUAAGGUAUAUCCACUGUUCGCAUUGCUUAUUAUCCAUCCAAUUAUUCUUGCAGUAGAUAUUCUGAAAACCAUAAAAUAUUCAACUUGA
Messenger RNA from Anisakis simplex (herring worm), 459 nucleotides. The record is from the annotation of a GenBank genome assembly. Lineage: Eukaryota; Metazoa; Nematoda; Chromadorea; Rhabditida; Anisakidae.